UGCGGGCAGGCCCGGCGCUGCGGCCCGUCCGCCCGCUGCCCCGGCGCGGCCCCGGGGACAUGGUGGCGGGAUGGCCCGGCCCGCCGACACCUUCCCGUUGCACCGCCUCGUCUGGCACAACCGGCACCAGGCGCUGGACAGCGCCCUGCGCUCCGGCACGCACGACGUGGAGCUGACGGACCCCCGUGGCCGGACCCCGCUGGAGCUGGCCGUGUCCCUGGGCCACCUGGAGUCGGUGCGGGUGCUGCUGCGGCACAACGCCAACGUGGGCCGGGAGAACGCCAACGGCUGGACGGUGCUGCAGGAGGCGGUGAGCACGGGGGACCCCGAGAUGGUGCAGCUGGUGCUCCAGUACCGCGACUACCAGCGGGCGACGCGGCGGCUCGCCGGCAUCCCCGAGCUGCUCAGCAAACUGCGCCGGGCAUCCGACUUCUACGUGGAGAUGAAGUGGGAGUUCACCAGCUGGGUGCCGCUGGUCUCCAAGGUGUGCCCCAGCGACGUCUACCGCGUGUGGAAGCGGGGCGAGAGCCUGCGGGUUGACACCACGCUGCUGGGCUUCGAGCACAUGACGUGGCAGCGCGGCCGCCGCAGCUACAUCUUCAAGGGGGAAGACGAAGGGGCGGUGGUGAUGGAGGUGGACCACGACAAGCAGGUGGUCUACACGGAGACGCUGGCCCUGGCCUUGCACGAGCCCGACCUGCUGCUGGCGGCCAUGCAGCCCUCGGAGGAACACGUGGCCGGGCGGCUGACGUCCCCCAUCGUCUCCACGCACCUCGACACCAGGAACAUCGCCUUCGAGCGGAACAAGUCGGGGAUCUGGGGCUGGCGCUCGGAGAAGAUGGAGGUGGUCAGCGGCUACGAGGCCAAAGUGUACAGCGCCAGCAACGUGGAGCUGGUCACCAAGACGAGGACGGAGCACCUCUCCGACCAGGACAAGUCACGCAGCAAAGGCUCCAAGACCCCCUUCCACUCCUUCCUGGGCAUCGCGCAGCAGCAUGGCACCCACAACGGGGCGCCCGUGCUGCAGGCUGCCAGCCCCACCAACCCCACCGCCAUCACCCCCGAGGAAUACUUCGACCCCCACUUCGACCUGGAGACCCGCAACAUCGGGCGCCCCAUCGAGAUGUCCAGCAAGGUGCAGAGGUUCAAGGCGACGCUGUGGCUGUGCGAGCAGCACCCGCUGUCGCUGGCGGAGCAGGUGACGCCCAUCAUCGACCUCAUGGCCAUCUCCAACGCCCACUUCGCCAAACUGCGCGACUUCAUCACCCUCAAGCUGCCCCCCGGCUUCCCCGUCAAGAUCGAGAUCCCCCUCUUCCACGUGCUCAACGCCCGCAUCACCUUCAGCAACCUCUGCGGGUGCGACCAGCCGCUGGGCUCCGUGCGGGUGUGCGCCCCCACCCAGCCCCCCGGCACCCACCCCCCCGGCCCCAGAGGCUGGCCCUUCCCGUGCGAGGUGGAGGCGGGGGUGUUCGAGGUGCCGGCGGGGUACACGGUGCUGGGCGCGGGGCGCAGCGAGCCCCUGCGGGACGAGGAUGACGACCUGCUGCAGUUCGCCAUCCAGCAGAGCCUGCUCGACGCCGGCACCGAGACCGACCAGGUGACCAUUUGGGAGGCGCUGACCAACACCCGCCCGGGCGUCGACCCGCCCCCCUACGACGAGGACCUCCAGCUGGAGCGGGCCCUGCAGGAGAGCAUGCUGCUGCAGGCCGGCCCCAGCGCCGACCCCCCCGGCAGCCGGGACCCCCCCCGGGCCGGCGGCGGCAGCCCCCCGGCACCCCCCGGUUACGGCAGCUUCGCGGAGCAGCUGCGGUUAGCCAUGGCGCUCUCGGAGCGGGAGCAGGAGGAGCGGGAGCGGCGUCGGCGGGAGGAAGACGAGGAACUCCAGCGCAUCCUGCGUCUCUCCCUCACCGACAAGUAGCGCCGGGGCGUCCCGCGCGGGGACGGGGACGGUCCCGCGUGGGGGACACCCCCCGCGAGGACAGGGACGGUCCCGCCGGUACCGCCUCGCCCGGGAACCGCCAAGCACGGCCUCGCACG
Harpia harpyja (harpy eagle) is the source of this 2037-nucleotide messenger RNA. It is a transcript of the gene ANKRD13D, whose product is annotated as ankyrin repeat domain 13D. Gene Ontology annotation, molecular function: protein binding. The record is from RefSeq and is a predicted model, not a curated record. Lineage: Eukaryota; Metazoa; Chordata; Aves; Accipitriformes; Accipitridae. Gene Ontology annotation, cellular component: cytoplasm.